Messenger RNA from Lolium perenne, 732 nucleotides. NCBI's taxonomy places the organism in Eukaryota, Viridiplantae, Streptophyta, Magnoliopsida, Poales, Poaceae. The record is from RefSeq and is a predicted model, not a curated record.
AUGGCAUUUUCGCAGGGUAUGGGCGAAUCAAACAUGGUCAACUACCAUGUUUCGAUGUGGACGAACCUUGCCCGGCGGCCGUCGUCGCUACCAUGCAUCCUCACCGUGCUGGUCCUUCCAUCCUCGGCGCGCUGUCAGGGCCGUAAACCAGGGCUAGCUGCAUCGCCGGCGCCAGCGCCGGCCGGGCCGGCGCCGGCGAUGGAGUGCAGCGACUGCGACUCCUACUGCGACUCGCCGUGCAAAGCCGAGGCUGCCGCGAAAUGCAGCGAAUACUGCCGCCCUUCCAGCUGCGAUGACUGCAAGUCCACUAAUUCGACCUGGGUUUGCACGGGCAUUUGCUCCGGAUAUGCGUGCCGGGGCUGCCUGGAUGGAACUGCCAGCGGCUGCUCGCACUCCUGCAACGAGAAGUGCGCCGCCACCUGCCAAAGCCCGAAACCAGUGCCAACUCCAGCGCCGGCGCCCGCGCCCGCGAUACCGUCUUCUUUCGUCGGACCUGCGCCGGCGAUGAAAUGCAGCGACUGUGGCUCGUACUGCGACUCCACAUGCAAGGUCGACGCUGCCAAGGCGUGCAGAGAGUUCUGCGGCGCUUCCACCUGCAAUGACUGCAAGUCCAAAGCGAUAGGCAACUGCGACGACCUUUGCUCUGGAUACGUAUGUGAGGACUGCAGCGAGAAGACUCGUGGGUUCUGCGGGGGCUACUGCAGCAAAAGCUGCGCCUUCACCUGCCUAUGA